AUGGCUUCAGCAUACUACGAGUUUUACCGAGGGUCAUCGUAUGUUCCAACGGUUUACCUGAUCGUUUGGCUAAUUGGAAUGGCCCUGACAGACUCGCUGGACGAGCUUAUCACAAGCGGCGCUAUCACACCGCAAUUGGCCAUGAAAGUCCUUCAACAGUUUGACAAGUCGCUCGCGGACACGAUGGUCAAGCAGGUGAAAACCAAGACUACCCUCAAGGCUCACUUCUCACAGCUUUUAUCCUUUGUCUUUCAGGGCAACCUUCGGACAUACCGUUUGUGCGAUGAUGUGUGGACAUUCAUCGUCAAGAACCCGUCUUUCAAGAUGGAAUCGAACGAAAUGGUCUCAGCGGCUCGUAUAAAAAUAAUCGCAUGCAAGAAUGGAGAUGCCAUUGAGGCAGGAAAGAAGUAG
Molecule: messenger RNA, 411 nt
Organism: Suillus fuscotomentosus
Lineage: Eukaryota; Fungi; Basidiomycota; Agaricomycetes; Boletales; Suillaceae
Product: transcription initiation factor IIA, gamma subunit, helical domain-containing protein
Exons: 4
Coding region: 1-411 (136 amino acids)
Biological process (GO): RNA polymerase II preinitiation complex assembly; transcription initiation at RNA polymerase II promoter
Cellular component (GO): transcription factor TFIIA complex
Molecular function (GO): TBP-class protein binding; RNA polymerase II general transcription initiation factor activity
Source: RefSeq, a predicted model, not a curated record